Stegostoma tigrinum is the source of this 3137-nucleotide messenger RNA. RefSeq names its product guanylate cyclase activator 1B (gene guca1b). The record is from RefSeq and is a predicted model, not a curated record. Gene Ontology annotation, molecular function: calcium ion binding; calcium sensitive guanylate cyclase activator activity. The transcript has 4 exons. Gene Ontology annotation, cellular component: photoreceptor inner segment; cone photoreceptor outer segment. Gene Ontology annotation, biological process: visual perception. NCBI's taxonomy places the organism in Eukaryota, Metazoa, Chordata, Chondrichthyes, Orectolobiformes, Stegostomatidae. Bases 417 to 1007 code for a protein of 196 amino acids.
UCUAAUAAUCUUACAAUGCUGGAGUAGUGAUAAGAGGAGGCAGGGCAAAAGCAGAUGUCCCAGCCAGUUUCUAACGAAGUGUGAUAUUUUUCAGGAAGCUGCCUAUACUUUGGAUAACCAAGUCAGUAUUGAUGUGAGGUUUGAUUAAAGUUUUAUCUCUGGAAAAUUGGUCAAUUCCACUUUCUGAGAGUUGAAGUGAUCGUGGAGAAGAGAAUUCAGAUUAUCAUUGUUAAUCAGGGGAUUCAUCAAAAACAAAGAAAAAGCAGCUCCUGUGGGUUGAUUGAGGACAGAAGAUUGGACUUCAAGAAGGUUAUUCACUUUCUGCUAAGGUGACUGCAAUCUGAGGCUUAUCGCCCAGGGAGACUGGUCACUUCUGUUGAGGUUCUCGCCAGACACGAUAUCCCAAUUCUGCAGCUAUGGGGCAGGCUUUGAGUAAUGAAAAUAAAGGGGAAAUUGGUGUUGCUGAGCUCCAAGACUUGUACAAGAAGUUUGUGACUGAAUGUCCCAGUGGAACACUUUUCUUUCAUGAAUUUAAGCGUUUUUUUGGAGUUUUAGACAAUGAAGAAGCAGCUGAAUAUAUCGAAAACAUGUUUCGGGCAUUUGAUAAAAAUGGGGACAACACUAUUGAUUUUUUGGAAUAUGUUGCGGCACUCAAUUUGGUUUUAAGAGGCAACCUGGAGCACAAAUUAAAAUGGACUUUCAAAGUUUAUGACAAAGAUGGAAACGGAUGCAUUGAUAAAACAGAACUGUUGGAGAUUGUGGAGUCCAUUUAUAGAUUAAAGAAGGCUUGCCAUCAAGAAUCAGAAGAAGAAUCUGUACUCUUAACUCCAGAAGAAGUUGUGGACAGAAUAUUUCAGUUAGUGGAUGAAAAUGGUGACGGUCACCUUUCCUUGGAUGAGUUUAUUGAUGGAGCACGGAGAGACAAGUGGGUGAUGAAAAUGUUGCAAAUGGAUAUGAAUCCAAGCAGCUGGAUGACUGAUCAGAGACGCAAAAGCGCUUUAUUUUAAACAUGUAUCAAUGUACGUGUAAAUAAGUAAAUGCAGGGGAGAAAGGGCACAGGCAGUGAUAUAACAUUACUUCCUUAUACCUACUUCACUUUGAAAAAUUGUACCAUAACCUUUCCCCAUAGAAUAUUUGUGACAAGCCUAAGAAAGUUAGAAUUUAAUUCUGCAUCUGUCAGAUAUGUGGCCUUUUUAGAAGCAUUUGGUUCCUUGACUAGAUGUUAUAUUUAGCCUUCUCAGAUACAACUCGAGAUCAAAUGGGACUUGAACUUGAAUCUUCUAGGCUGAAGGUAGGGAUAUUACCACUGUGCCACAAGACACAGUUCCCUCUAACUCUGUCACAUUUAAGGACAGUCAUCAGACCUGUGUCUGAUUAACUCUUGAUUGUCUUCGUACCAUACUAAUUGGUCAAUUUUAUUUGAAUUUUUAAUUUUAGCAGUAUCUUCCAACUUGAAAAAUAUUUAACCAGGACAAUAGAACAGUUAAAAAGAAAUAGGCUUCUAAUCAAUUAAUGUAAAACAGAUUGUGACUCUAAUGACUGGAGUUUAGAAUGAGAGGUGAGCUCAUUGAAACAUACAGGAUUCUUUCAUAGAAUCCCUACAGUGUGGAAGCACUUGGCAUAUUGAGUCCACACCAAUGCUCAAAAGAGCAUCCCAACCUGACUCACAUCCCUUGCCCUAUAACCCUGCAUUUCCCAUGACUAAUUCCACCUACUGUGCACAUCACUGGACACUAUGAGCAAUUUAGCAUGGCCAAGCCACCUAACCUGCACAGUUUUGGACUAUUGAAGGAAACUGGAGCACCCAAAGGAAACCGACGCAGACACGGACAGAAUGUGAAAACUCCACACAGACAGUCACCCAAGGCUGGAAUUCAACCCAGGUCCUUGGCACUGAGAGGCAAACACAGCCACCGUGUUGCAUUCUGAAGGAGUUUGAUGGGUUAAGUGCAGAGAGGAUGUCCUCAAGAGUAGCAAUCUCUUGAUCCCAUGCCACAUACUAGCAAAACUGGAGAGAGGAAGGAUCAAAGUGUGGCAAAACGUGGAACACAAAUGGACUUGAAGGCACCUGUGCACAAAACAUAGAAAGCUAGCACGCAGGUACAGCAGGUGAUAGAAUCCAUUCAGUGCAGAAGAGUCCAUUAUUCUGCAUUGACCCUCUGAAGAGCAGUGACCAUUCUAUCCCAUAUGCCUGCAUUUACCAUGUCCAAACCACCUUGCCUGCCCAUGCCCAAGGGCAAUUUAGCAUGGCCAACCCACCUAACAUGCACAUCUUUAGACUGUGUGGGACGAAACUGGAGCACCUGACAGAAACCCACGUAGAAACAGAGAAAACAUUCAAACUCCACAUAGACAAAGCUGGAAAUAAAUCUGGGUCCCUGGCACUGUGAAGCAACAGGGUUGGAGUAUAAGAGUGGGGAAGUCUUAUUUGCAACUGUCCAAAGUGUUGGUGAGCCUGCAUUUGGAGUACUGUGAACAGUUUCGGUCCCCUUAUUUAAGGAAAGACUUCACUUCAUCGGAGGCAGUUCAUCGAAGGUUCACUAGGAUGAUCCGUGGUGUGGAGGGAUUGUCUUAUAAGCAAAGGCUAAACUGGUUGGAACUCUACUCACUGGAGUUUAGAAGAAUGAGAGGUGAUCUUAUUGAAACAUGUCAGAUUUUUAAGGAGCUUGACAGGGUAAAUGCUAAGAGAAUGUUUACUGUUAUGGGAAAGUUUAAACCAGAGGGCAUAGUCUCAGGGUAAGGUGUGCCAAUUUAAGAAUGACAUGAAGAAUUUCUUCUAUCUGAGGCUUUUGAGUCUUGAUCCUUGCUGCACAGGGCUGUGGGAGGGAGUCCUUCUGUAUAUUUACAGCUGAGAUAGAUCCUUGAUCAGUAAGAACAUCAGGAGUUAUAGGAAAAAGGUCUUAAUGUUUUACUUAUGAUUUCGGAUGGAAAGAUAUGUUAAUCUCAACCUAUUUUCCAUGAAUCAAUAUGAAUGGUGGGGCAACUAAAUUGCUAUCUUCCUUCACCCCUCAUAAGCAAUUACUACAAUUGCAACUGUAAUUCCACAGUAUUAACCCGGUUGGAGUUGUGACGGUUUUAUGAAUAAAAAUGUACAUUUGUUUACAGAAUAAAUAAAUAAUACACUUUAUACCAAUGAA